AUGGAAUCAAUAUUAAUGGUAAAGGAUCUUUUAAGAAAAGGGGAUUUCUUGGUGAAGAUCGACCUCAAGGAUGCUUACCUAACAGUACCUAUAGGGGAAGCCCACCAGAAGUUUCUCCGCUUCAGGUGGAAAGACGCUCUCCUAGAGUUCAGCUGCCUUCCCUUCGGACUAGCGAGUGCCCCAAGGGUCCUCCCAAGGAACAAGGUCAGGAAAAUACGGUCUACCAGCCAGUCUCUGUUAGAAAACCCGAAUACCACGGUAAGGAAAUUGUCAAAAUACCUGGGCCUCCUGUCCUCUUCCAUUCAAGUCGUAUUUCCAGCCCCUCUCCACUACCGUUACCUCCAGCGGGGAAAAAAUGCAUCCCUGAAGGCACAACACACUUACGAAGCCCCAGUUUACCCAGUUUAUCAGGCCUUACAGGAGGUAAUGUGGUGGAGAGACAAUCUUAUUGCCUGGAAUGGAGGGGCUGUGUUAUAG
Molecule: messenger RNA, 477 nt
Organism: Stylophora pistillata
Lineage: Eukaryota; Metazoa; Cnidaria; Anthozoa; Scleractinia; Pocilloporidae
Source: RefSeq, a predicted model, not a curated record